This is a messenger RNA of Caenorhabditis bovis, 795 nucleotides long. The record is from the annotation of a GenBank genome assembly. Lineage: Eukaryota; Metazoa; Nematoda; Chromadorea; Rhabditida; Rhabditidae.
AUGAUGAACAACAACAAUGGCGCUGGUGGUGGCGGUGGUGGCGGUGGCGCCAAAUCCAACUCCGUUCACAACCCAUUCCCAAAGUCUGAAGACUCGCCGCCUCUCGAACACCAAUCGGCGUGCUUCUGGCCGGCGCCGGCUCAAUUGGCCGCUUCCGCUGGAUCGAGCGCAGCUGGACCAGGCUCAUCAAGUCAUAUGAAUAACUCGAGCUCAACGAGCGGCACCGAUGCGCAUUCCGAAGGCUCCGGUCCGGAUUCAGCCGCGAGUCCAACGAUCCCAUUGGCGACAAGCAGCGGCAUGUCGAUGCAAUCGGCGACCGCCGCAGCCGCCAACAUGUACCAAUUCAACGCGAAUCGCUUCGGAGCUGCUGCCAAUGGCUUCGAGAUGAUGGUCAACAAUCCGAUGUACUCCGAUUUCUAUCAAAGCUCGCUAGCCGCUUCGGCAUCAUGGGGAUAUCCAGCGUACGGCCAACAAUACCCGUUUCCAGCCAACUAUUCGAUGGGAGGACUCGAGAAUCUCGGAGACAUCGGCCAACACGAAUGGACGUCGAGCACACAUUCGCAUCGCAAGAAGCGCAAACCGUACACGAAGGCGCAAACGCUCGAACUCGAGAAAGAGUUCCUUUAUAAUACGUAUGUGUCGAAGCAGAAGCGUUGGGAGCUCGCCAGGUGUCUACACCUCAGCGAGAGACAAGUCAAAAUCUGGUUUCAGAACCGCCGAAUGAAGGACAAGAAGCAGAAGCAGCGAACGUCGGGCGAUCCGAACGGGCUCAUCAUGGCGCCAUCAUUGGAUUGA